Molecule: messenger RNA, 475 nt
Organism: Carassius auratus (goldfish)
Lineage: Eukaryota; Metazoa; Chordata; Actinopteri; Cypriniformes; Cyprinidae
Product: HIV Tat-specific factor 1-like
Exons: 4
Coding region: 167-475 (102 amino acids)
Cellular component (GO): U2 snRNP; U2-type spliceosomal complex
Molecular function (GO): RNA binding
Source: RefSeq, a predicted model, not a curated record
GUUUCAUCCCAGUGACUUUGAGGAGGACCCUUUGGUUCUGAAUGAGUACAGAGAUGAUCUACGGACAGAAUGUGAGAAAUUCGGCCAAGUGAAGAAGGUCAUCGUUUUUGAUAGGCACCCUGAUGGAGUGGCAUCCGUGGCUUUUAAGGAACCUGAGGAGGCGGACAUGUGUCAGAUGGCUCUGAAUGGACGCUGGUUUGGUGGGAGGAAACUGUCAGCGGAGCUGUGGGAUGGUGUAACUGACUACCAGGUUGAGGAAACCUCACGAGAACGAGAAGAGAGACUGAAAACCUGGUCCUCUUUUCUGACUGAUGAGAGUGCAUCUGCCAAAGCUAAGGCAGACUCUUCAGAAGCAGCUGAACAACAGAAUCCCAGCACUCAAGAAGCAGCAGAACAGACUCGACAAGAGGAACAUACAGACGAAAGUACUGCAAAACCAAAAGAGGGGAAGAUGAGGAGGAGGAGGACGAGGUAG